Molecule: messenger RNA, 2029 nt
Organism: Pyrus x bretschneideri (Chinese white pear)
Lineage: Eukaryota; Viridiplantae; Streptophyta; Magnoliopsida; Rosales; Rosaceae
Product: protein NUCLEAR FUSION DEFECTIVE 4
Exons: 4
Coding region: 171-1805 (544 amino acids)
Cellular component (GO): membrane
Source: RefSeq, a predicted model, not a curated record
UAGGUUCGACUCUCAUAAAUUAUAAUUUCUAUGCGAUUCUUCUACCUCAAUAUUAUAUAAGUAUAGUAGUAAAAGAGUAUUCACUAAAAAGACAUUGGGAGAACAGGAAGCGGGGCUGGGAAGACAACGCCAAAAGCACCAACCAGCCACUUGCCGCUACUGACACAGAAAUGGAAUUUGCCACCAAAUGGCUGGGAUUCGUCACCGCCGUCUGGGUCCAAGCUAUUUCCGGCAACAACUACACUUUCUCCAACUACUCCGCCGCCCUCAAAACCCUCAUGGGCCUCACCCAGCUUGAACUCAACAACCUCUCCGUCGCCAAAGACGUCGGCAAAGCCUUCGGUCUCCUCGCCGGGCUGGCUUCCGAUAAACUGCCGACCUGGGUCAUCCUCCUCAUCGGCUCCGUCGAGGGUCUCGUCGGCUACGGCGCCCAGUGGCUCGUCGUCAGCGAAAGAAUCAAGCCCCUCUCCUACUGGCAGAUGUGUAUAUUUCUCUGCAUGGGCGGCAACAGCACGACGUGGAUGAACACGGCGAUUCUCGUCACAUGCAUCCGAAACUUCCGGCGAAACCGGGGACCAGUUUCGGGGAUUCUGAAGGGCUACGUGGGUCUCAGCACCGCCAUCUUCACCGAACUCUGCGCCGCUCUCUUCAACAACGACCCCGCUAGCUUCCUCCUCAUGCUCACCGUAACCCCCUUCGCCGUGUGCGUAACCGCCAUGCUCUUCCUCCGCGAGGUCCCCCCUUCUUCCUCCUCCUCCCAAGACAACCGCGACUCCAGAUACUUCUGGGUCAUCAAUGCCGUCGCCGUCUGCGUCGCACUCUACCUCCUCGCCUACGACUUCAUCCCAAACCCUUCGAACCUCUUGUCCCUAAUCUUCUCCGUCAUUCUGUUAAUCCUCCUGGCGUCGCCGCUCGCGAUUCCUGCGUACGAGUUUUGCACCGCGUGGGCCUCGAAGCCGGACCUGGUCGCGUCAGAGUCAGGUCCAGAUCCAAACACCCGAUCUGACGAGCCACUUUUGAGGCAGACGGCAGCGGACGACACACAGCACAAGCCAGAGGUGGCUGCUGCGGCGGCGGAGGUGGUGGAGGCGAAAAGGAGGCCGGUGCUCGGGGAGGACCACACCAUCUUCGAUGCGAUGGUGACGUUGGAUUUCUGGAUUUUGUUCGUGUCGUUUUUGUGCGGGGUGGGGACGGGUCUGGCGGUUAUGAACAAUAUGGGGCAGAUUGGAUUGGCGCUCGGAUACGUGGACGUGUCGAUCUUCGUUUCGCUGACGAGCAUUUGGGGUUUCUUCGGGCGGAUCGGUUCGGGUAUGAUUUCGGAGUACUUCAUCAGGAAAGCUGCAAUACCAAGACCUCUAUGGAAUGCUGCUUCUCAGAUUCUAAUGGCUGUUGGCUACAUCCUCAUGGCCAUUGCCAUGCCCGGUUCGCUAUACAUCGGUUCGAUCGUCGUUGGCAUUUGCUAUGGAAUUCGUCUUGCCGUCACAGUCCCCGCCGCAUCUGAACUAUUUGGUCUCAAGUGCUAUGGAAUUAUUUACAACAUUCUAAUCCUCAACCUUCCACUGGGCUCCUUCCUCUUCUCCGGCUUGCUUGCCGGACUAUUGUACGACAUGGAGGCUACCACCACGGAAGGAGGUGGCAACACCUGCGUCGGCGCACAUUGUUACAGGCUCGUGUUCGUCAUCAUGGCCAUUGCCUGUGUUAUUGGGUUUGGUUUGGACAUUUUGCUGUCCAUUAGAACCAAGAAUCUUUACACGAGGAUUCAAGCUGGCAAGAAAACAAGGAGAGUGGUUAAUGGCACACAGUAGGGUAAACAAAUGUAGCACUUGGUCCCUUUAAAUUUUGGUUUGAUGUAAUAGGUAAAUUAGACUAUUUUAUAGGUAAGAAUUGUGCGGAAUAUAUGGCUUUUGUUUUGUGUAUUAAGGAUUUGAAUAUUAGCUGAAGCUGUUUUAGGUUUAUUGUUUUGUUGGUAGGUAAAUUAACUUAUAUAUGUAAUGCACAAAAUUAUGAAAUUAGUAUUAUUAUUUUUCAA